AUGUUCGGCAAAACCCACGCCGACCCUCCAAAAUUCAAAUUUUUUGUUUGCUCGAGGCGUUUCGAAGAGAUAGCAGCCGGUCCAAUGUUUGUAAACAGUUCGACGAAAGAUAAGGUCCAAAGCAGAGAGUCGAGCAUUAGAUGUCUGCGACUGGUCAAGAAUUAUAUUUCCGUCCAAAAAACACACGGUAAUUGCUGAUUUUACAUUCUUUACACUUCCUCUACGUCAUGUAAAUCGUAAAAUUUAAAAAGAGAAGGAAUUAUUAUCAAAAAGUGUGGUAGACAUAAACGUAGGUAUAUAACAAAAAUUUACAAAAAACGCAUUAUUUUUUAUACAAUACUGAAAUAAUUUCGUUUUUUAAUCACAUUUAAGUAUUUGACCGGAUAUACUAAUUUUUUAUUUGUAACUUUUGUAAGGCUAGCUAAAAGUUUGAGAGUCGACCCCAAUAUUGCUAACUUUUUUGAUAUCUAAAACAAUCUUUAAAUCAAACACGUCCACAAAACUUUAUUUUUCACCUAAAAAUUUAAAUUGCCAAAAACCAGAUCGUUUUGUGACACUUCGUCGCCGAAUCAAUAGUUGAUACUUUGCGCUUACGUAGUCUUUUUUCUGGAAUUUUUGGGUGAACUCUUGAAGUUGUCAGUAUACGUGUUAUAAGAGAGUCGAUCAGGAAUAAAAUUUGUGACUAUUUUCCGAAGAUCUCGAUAUUGUUGUAGUUGCUCCUAUUAUAAUAUCUUUUGUUCAGGUGCCUUGAAUCAAGUGCAAAACCGGUGUGCAAUGACUCGUGCACUGUUGUUGGCAGUUUUGCCAUUAAUAUUUCUUGUAAAUGUCUGUCGUAAGUUUUUUAUUACAUUUUAUUGUUUUAGGUAACAUAAUAAGUUAUGGAAAAUGUAAAUAAAAUAAUCUUUUUUAAAAGUCGGAUUUUAAAUUUAUGGUUUGAUGAAUAACAAUUUUCUUUGCAGAUGGACAAUUGGCGGCUAUGUCCGUUGAUCUGGGGGACGAAUAUCUCAAAUUUGGGUUAGUGAAGCCAGGAGUUCCUAUGGAGACCGUGAUCAACAAAGAAUCUCGACGUAAAACGCCAAAUAUUGUAGCAUUUAGAAAAGGAGAACGGUAUUUUGGCGAUAUUGCGGCUCAAAUGGUAAGUUAAAUCUAGAUUUGUGUUUUAAACAGGUUUAGGCCUAUAGUACGAUUAUUAUUUCAAAUACAUUAAAAUAAGUUAAAUGUAGCUGUCAAUAUGGAUUUUGGGUAAUAACUGUAGAUUUAUUAAAUAAACCUUGUUUCAGAGUGUCAAAUUUCCACAGAGCACUAUUGCUUCGUAUGUUGACCUGAUUGGAAAGCCAUUUGAUCAUCCUGUUGUUGAAGAAUACCAAAAGCGUUUCCCUUACCACAAACUUAGUGCUCAUCCAGACAGAAACACGGUAGUAUUUGAAAUUGAGUAAGUUUAAGAGUUUUGUUUUCCACUUUAGGUUUAACCUUACAACAAACACAUUACUAUAACGUGAAGAUGUCAUUUCAAAACGUUAUUAUUGAUGUUCAUUAGAAUAUAUGCCUAUUAUCAUCUUAAAUUUGCUAUUACAGAGAAGUUUCUUACCCAGUAGAGACUGUUCUGGCCAUGUCUUUGUGGAACGCUCAAGAACAGACUUCCGCUCACGCUGGCCAGCCAGUAAAGAACGUUGUGAUUUCAGUACCUUCAUACUUUAAUCAUUCCGAACGGGUCGCCGUAGCCAAUGCUACACAAAUUGCCGGUCUUAACUUACUGUCAUUGAUUUACGAUGGAUCAGCGGCUGCUUUGAACUACGGUGUAUUCAGAAGGAAGGAAAUCACCGACAAGCCUCAAACUCUUCUGAUAUACGAUGUUGGAGCCCACAAGACUGUCGCCACUUUAGUUGAGUACAAAUUGGUCGAAUUGAAGGAAAAAGAGAAAACUCCAGUUGUCAAGACUUUGGGAAUUGGGUACGACAGAACCUUGGGAGGUCAAAUUGUCACCGAAAUGUUGAGAGAUUACCUGGUUGGCGAAUUCAAGAAAAUGUUCAGCAAGUUGGACAAAGAUAUCAGCGAAAACCAACGUGCUAUGGCCAAGAUGUACAAGGAAGCCGACAGAGUUAAACAGGUAAGAAAUUUUAAAAUAGUUUUUACUUUUAUGUUUUGGAACAAGUUUUCAAGUUUUAUUUUAGCAAUGGUUUUAAAUAUUUUAUUGUUUUAGGUAUUGUCAGCUAACGCUGAAUGCUUCGCUCAAAUCGAAAGUGUUUUCGAAGACAAGGACUUCAAGGUGAAGGUUUCCAGAGACCUUGUAGACAAGAUUAUUGAAGAGAACAAAGACAGAUUUGCCCAACCAGUUACUACUGCUUUGGAACAAUCAGGUCUGGACAUUUCAGCUGUUGAUCAAGUUGUUUUAAUGGGAGCUGGUACCAGAAUUCCAAAAAUUCAAAAACUUUUGGGAGAGACCAUUAAUGGGUAAGAAAAUUGAUUUUUUUACGUUUGGGUUUAAUUAACAUUUUUAUUUUUUUAAAAGGUAUAGGAUCUUUGAUAAUAUUCUUUUAAUUUCAGAAAAGAGUUGGCCAGAUUCUUGAACACUGAUGAAGCUAUCGCACUUGGCGCAGUUUACGAAGCUGCCACUCGAAGCAAGGGAUUCAGAGUGAUGUCUUUCAAGGUAGAAGAAAAACCAGUAUUCCCAACAACUGAAGAAGAAGCUACAUUCACCGGUCUGACUGCCACUCAAAUCACCGAAGGCAAAAGAAUCCUAAACGAAUUUGAAAAGAAGGAAAAGCUGAAGGUUGAAAGAGAGGCUGCACUCAACUCUCUGGAAUCUCUUGUCUACGAUAUUACUGCCAAGUUGGACGAUGAAGCCUACAGCAAGUUUGUGAACGAAGAAGAAAGCACUGCCAUCAGAAGCAAGGCUGAUACCAUCAGAACCUGGUUGGAAGAAGAAGUUACUCCAGAUACUGAAGCCAAGGUCUUGAAGGAUAAGAGAUCCGAAUUGGUUGGAGAAUCCAAGAAGAUGAACUACAGAAAGAAGCAGUACGAGGAGCGACCAAAGCAUUACCUGAAGAUCUCUGAUGCUCUGGACAAGGCUAAAGACUUGUUGCCAUUGUUCAACAACAGCACAAAAGAAAACGAGACCAUCUUCACUGAAGAAGAGGUAAAGAAGUUUGAAGACGAGUUGAACAAGGUCGAAGUGUGGUUUGUGGAGAAGAAGGAGGUUCAGGAGAGCAGAGCUUUGAAUGAAGAACCAGUGAUUACCAUUAAGGAAAUCACUGAAAAAGUAAGGAUAACUGAUUGUUUUGUGGUCUUAUAAUUUUUAAUUAUUGGUUAUUUUGAGAGUACUUUGUUGGAGAACGUAUAACAUAUUGUUUCAGGUGAAAGUAGUGAACAAUGAAGUGAAUUUGAUGAAGUCCAAGGUAUAUUUGUACCAAGUUAGGAUUGCCAAGGAGAAGAAGGAAGCCGAAGAAAAGGCCAAGAAAGAGAAAGGUAAUUUUUUAAAAGUAAAAUAUAGUUACUUAGUUAUAAAAAUAUAUAAUGAAAUCCUUAAAUGUCUAAUAUAAUUUAUUAUUUUAGAAGCCGCCGAAAAAGCAGCCAAAAAUGAGACUGUAAUCGAGCCAAACGCCACCAACGAGACAGAAUCCUCGACAGCUCAACCAGAAUCCGAACAAACUCCAGAGACCUCAACCGAACUCCCGACGGCAACUGAAAUCCCACCACAAGAGUCGACCGAGGCAUCUGACGAAUCCACGGAGAAGCCAAAGGAAGACAAAUCUGAACUUUAA
Bursaphelenchus okinawaensis is the source of this 3761-nucleotide messenger RNA. Lineage: Eukaryota; Metazoa; Nematoda; Chromadorea; Rhabditida; Aphelenchoididae. The record is from the annotation of a GenBank genome assembly.